Electrophorus electricus (electric eel) is the source of this 4457-nucleotide messenger RNA. RefSeq names its product unc-5 netrin receptor Cb (gene unc5cb). Gene Ontology annotation, molecular function: protein binding; netrin receptor activity. Lineage: Eukaryota; Metazoa; Chordata; Actinopteri; Gymnotiformes; Gymnotidae. The record is from RefSeq and is a predicted model, not a curated record. Gene Ontology annotation, biological process: axon guidance; netrin-activated signaling pathway. Gene Ontology annotation, cellular component: membrane.
UUAUCUAAAAAUAGUGCUGUGACUACAGAACGAGGACAACAGCACAACCAAUAGAAAGGAAAUGGCUCCACCAAACCGGGCGCUAACCAAGUGAGUGUCCUGUGCGGAGCGUUGUAUAAGCACGUCCCCCGACUCCGCUCACUAUGGUGUGCUUUUGAGGAACAAAGUAUUGGCAGUAAUAAAUACUAACGGUAUUUAAGUUAAAGUAAAGAUGACGUUUUUCCAAAAUAGGGAGGGAUCUCGGUUAGAAAUAGGCUCUAUAAGCAUGGCUGUCGGACUUUGAAAGAGCCGUCAAAUGUCUUAGACAGAGAAGCCUGCCAGAAUCCCAAAUGGAAAAUGACUCCAGAGUGAUUGCCGCUUCGUGGACGCUUGUGCGAUAGCGCGGCUAAUCGAUGUAAAUGACAGGAUGAACAUCCAUUCCGUUAUCCGGACCCGGUUUUCUCCUGGCCGCGCGCAGAGUCGAGUGUGUUUGGAUUGGUGGAGGCAGCAUGGCACUGGCGCGGCUCGCGCUCCCCUUCAACUCUCCGUCAGAACGCGAGACGCGCGCUCGAGACGAGGUCGUUCCACGUUCCCGGGAGCGAAGAGGUCCCGUUAACGGGCGGAAGCGAGAACUUCAGUGACGGUCGUUGUUACCCAAACAGGAACCUACCGCUGGCAGCGUGAUAGUCCGCGCGCGUCGGCGACUUAGCGAAGCCCCCGCAGACAGCGCGCACGCCGCCAACGCGGAGGAUACCCGCACGGGAACAUUCGCACCGGACGGCAGAGGCGCGCUCCGCUCGGUGUCGGAAGCAAGACGGCGGAUCCAGCGGAACCGCUCAGUGCAACCAUCGCGUGCGUUGAAGUGUGUUGAAGUUUGGUUUCGGUAGCGCGAGCCGAAGCGCUGCUUCCCGGUGGUGGAAAUUCAUCUCGUCGGCAGCAGGCGACGGAUUCGUCCGGCCGCGGAGUUCGACUGUUCAUAUCAUGGGGAAAAGUGGAAAGACUGCGAAACGGGAAAGAAGGUGUACUGGAUUCUUACUGCAGAUGAUGUCUGUGUCCAUGUUUCUGUUUCCUGUCUUCGUCCACAUUAGUUUGGCUCAAGGGGACGACGACUACUUGGGAUUGGGCGAGCUUCCCGAGACCUUCCCGUCGGACCCGCCUGAGCCCCUCCCCCACUUCUUGAUGGAGCCUGAGGAGGCGUACAUCGUCAAGAACAAGCCCGUCAAUCUGUACUGCAAGGCCACGCCCGCCACACAGAUCUACUUCAAGUGCAACAGCGAGUGGGUCCACCAGAAGGAGCACACGGUGGAGGAGCGCGUGGAUGAGACCUCCGGGCUGGUGGUGAGAGAGGCCAGUAUUGAGAUCACUCGGCAACAGGUGGAGGAACUCUUUGGCUUGGAGGACUUCUGGUGUCAGUGUGUUGCCUGGAGCUCUGCUGGCACCACCAAGAGCCGCAAGGCUCACGUCCGGAUCGCCUAUCUCAGGAAAACAUUUGACCAGGAGCCUCUUGGGAAGGAAGUGUCUCUAGAACAGGAAGUGCUUCUUCAGUGCCGCCCACCUGAAGGGGUACCUGCUGCAGAGGUGGAGUGGCUGAAGAAUGAGGAGAUCAUCGACCCCGCUGAUGACCGCAACUUCUACAUCACCAUCGACCACAACCUGAUCAUCAAACAGGCCCGCCUCUCCGACACGGCCAACUACACCUGCGUGGCCAAGAACAUUGUAGCCAAGAGGAGAAGCACCACAGCCACCGUGAUAGUUUAUGUUAACGGAGGGUGGUCGACGUGGACGGAGUGGUCGGCCUGCAACACUCGCUGUGGGAGGGGCUUCCAGAAGAAAACUCGCAGCUGCACCAAUCCGGCGCCCCUCAACGGCGGCGCCAUAUGUGACGGCCAGGCCAUCCAGAAACUGUCUUGCAACGUGUUAUGUCCAGUGGACGGGCUCUGGACAGAGUGGAGCAAGUGGUCAACGUGCGGGACGGAGUGCACACACUGGAGGCGUCGUGAGUGCGGCGCGCCGGCACCCAAGAACGGAGGCAAGGAUUGUGAGGGCAUGGUGCUCCAGUCCAAGAACUGCACGGAUGGCCUCUGCCUGCAGAGUUCCCUAAAUCAGAAGUCCUCUGAAACUAAAGGAGAGAGUGAUGCUUUUGGAUAUCCAUCUGCCCCCAGCACGGACGAUGUUGCCCUGUACGUAGGCAUCGUCAUUGCUGUCAUCAUGUGCUUCGUCAUAUCCGUCAUCGUGGCCCUUUUCGUGUACCGCAAGAACCACCGUGACUUCGACUCCGACAUCAUCGACUCCUCGGCGCUCAACGGCGGAUUUCAUCCAGUGAGCAUUAAGACGGCACGCACAGCCGACCUCCUGACCGCCCCUCCGGAUCUGACCUCGGCGGCGGCCGUGUACCGCGGCCCCGUCUACGCCCUCCACGACGUGGCCGACAAGAUCCCCAUGACCAACUCACCGCUGCUGGAGCCGCUGCCCAACCUGAAGAUCAAGGUGUACAACUCGUCCGGGGUGGUCUCGCCGCAGGACGACGCUGCCGACUUCGCGUCCAAGCUCUCACCCAAGCUAUCGCACGCGCUGCUCGACGGCGACACCAUGGGCCGGCGCAUGGAGAGCCUGGCGCGUGGCCGUGACCCCUCCUGCACUGCCUUUGGCUCCUUUAACUCCCUCGGAGGGCACCUCAUCGUGCCCAACUCGGGUGUGAGUUUGCUGGUGCCUGCAGGUGCUGUCCCUCAGGGUCGAGUGUAUGAGAUGUACGUGACUGUGCACAGGAAGGAGACCAUGAGGCCUUCGGUGGAUGACACCCAGACUGUUCUGAGUCCAGUGGUAAGCUGCGGGCCACCAGGAGCCCUGCUGACCCGCCCAGUGAUCCUCACCAUGCACCACUGUGCCGAGGCGGACAGCGAGGACUGGCUCAUUCAGCUCCAGAACCAAUCGCAGCAGGGCCACUGGGAGGACGUGGUGGUCGUGGGAGAGGAGAACUUCACCACUCCCUGCUACAUUCAGAUGGACGAGGAGGCGUGUCACAUCCUGACGGAGACCCUGGGGACGUACUGCCUGGUGGGCCAGUCUGUCAGCACCUCCACCACCAAGAGGCUCAAGCUAGCCGUGUUCGGCCCCAUUACCUGCUCCGCCCUGGAGUACAACAUCCGGGUGUACUGCCUGGACGACACCCAGGACGCCCUAAAGGAGGUUCUGCAGAUGGAGAAACAGAUGGGCGGGAAGCUCCUGGACGAACCAAAGAGUCUGAACUUCAAGGACAGCACCCACAACCUGCGGCUGUCCCUACACGACGUCCCCCACACGCUGUGGAAAAGCAAACUGCUCGCCAAGUACCAGGAGCUACCCUUUCAGCAGGUGUGGAGUGGCUCCCAGAGAAACCUUCACUGCACCUUCACUCUGGAGCGUUUCAGCAGCGCCACGCUGGAGCUCGCCUGCAAGCUGUGCGUUCGGCAGGUGGAGGGCGAGGGCCAGAUCUUCCAGCUCAACACCACGAUGUCCGAGGACUCUCAGUGCAUUGACACCUCCCUGCUCGACCCAGCCAGCAACAUCACUGCGCUGGUGGGGCCCAACGCCUUCCGCAUCCCCCUGUCCAUCCGGCAGAAGCUGUGCAGCAGCCUGGACGCCCCCCAGACCCGCGGCAACGACUGGCGCAUGCUGGCACACAAACUCAACCUGGACAGGUAUCUGAACUACUUUGCCACUAAGUCCAGUCCGACCGGUGUGAUCCUGGACCUGUGGGAGGCUCAGCACUUCCCCGAUGGCAACCUGAACCGCCUGGCUGCCGUCCUUGAGGAGAUGGGUCGCCAUGAGAACAUUGUGCCCAUGGCAACCGAGCACUGACACGUCGACGCUGAGGCGGGCGCAGGACGUUCCCGGGAGGGUUGGGUGGGGUGAACGGCGGAUGAAUCACAAGGAGAAGAGCGCAUCAGGUCACACACCACUGACCCAGGACAGCGGCAGAGGGGUGUGGUGAGGGGACACCGUGUGCACCCUGAGACACGGCUGUUUGUCCCACCCAGCUCCGCUGACGGCAGCCUUCGUGAGGAAGCCAACAGCCACUCAGAGACGAACGGUUUCUUUUUUUAUUUGAACCUAAAAAAAAAUUGAAAUUAAAAAAUAAAAACUCAACCUGCAAAAAUGUAGAGUAAGAAAAUGAAAGGAGAAUAUUAAAGACACACUGUACUUUAACCCCUCCGCAGGCCUGUACAGCCAAGAUCUGCUUCCCUCCGCAGGCCUGUACAGCCAUGAUCUGCUUUUGUUCUUCUUAGUUUUUUUGUUGUUUCUCUUUCUGUUUUUAUUACUAUUUUUCAAAUCAGUUUCUUAGGAAACGCGUGACUUCUGCUGUCCAGAUACUGGACCUGUUCCAUUUCUUUUAUUGGACGUGUAGGAUAAUCAGUAGUAGGCAAGAGAGUGUGUGAGUGUGUAAGCAGGGUGGAGUGUGCGAAUGUGUGAGUGGGUAUGUGCAUGGUGAGCAUGAGUAU